AUUAACGAUACAAUUUAUAUUGAAGUAUAUUGUGAAAAACUUACCGAGCGGAAUCGAUCAUUCAUCGCUGCAACAAUGGAGAUGGAAAUGAACGCUGAAAUGGAGAGAGAAGACGGAAGCGAAAGUGGUGAACCAUCGGCUGCAGGAAGUUCUGCAGGAAGCAUUUAUUGUACUUUAGAACGCGACUACGCUCGACUGGUGAACGAAAUGAAGAACAAUGAAACGCUAGCAGCCUAUGAACCAGAGUACACACGGCUUUUUGAAACUCUCUACAAAUGCCGUCGGGAUGAAGAGGAAUUACUGGAUAAUUUUCGACAACUUCAGGAGGAUUUUGUGAAUAAAACAAACAAAAUCGAUGAACUUGAGAAAACAGUAGAAGAGAACGAAUCGACGAUAGCUAAAUUAAAUGAGAAAAUAGUUCAAGUUUCAAAGCUCGCUGAUACGGCACAUACCCGAGAACAAAACGCUCAAGAGACUAUCGAAAAUUUACGGAUUGCAAUCAAUAAAUUAAAUCGGGAAAUUGAACAGAAGAAUAAAAAGUUUGAUAUUGACGAUGACGGUGAAGUUGCAAAACAAAAUGAAAACUCGGCUAUUGAAAAAGAACGACUGACAAACGAAAUAGAAACUUUGAAACAAAGUAUAAAAAGCAAGUCUAUGUACACUGAAGAACUCGAGAAAAAGAUGAGUGAGGUAGACAAUCAAAUAAGCAAGAUGCAGGAAAACAUGGAAGUUCAGAUGAAUGAAAUAUCGAAAGAACGGUUGGUGCGCGAAAGACUUGAGAGAGAAAUAAUAGAACUCGAGGAAGAGCUCAAGAUAAAAGCCAACCUAUUGCAGGCUGCAAACACUCUGGUGAAAAACUCGGCCAGCAAUGCCAGUCGCAUUGAAAAUCUCCUGAGGGAGCAACGAGCGGCUAACGAAAAAUUGCGCAAGGAAGUGAGCAAAUUGAUGACUGGGAGAAUAAACCUGCAAACGGAAUUGAAUAAUUCGAAUAAGCGGGUCAAAGAAAUUGAAAGAGUAUUGGUUGAGAAGACAAAUGAAUACAAACUUUCAGUUCAGGAAAUUAAAAGAUUGCAGGAAGAAGUGUCCAAGAGUAAAGCCGAGAAUGAUUGGAGCGUUAGCAAAUACACCAAGAUCGAUAAGGAACGCGCUAAAAUGGAAAAGGAUCUCGAGCACGUAAAAGUUGCUUUGAAAAACUCUGAGAUCCAUUUGAGUUCAUGCCAGCGUCAAAUAACUGAGGAAAAAAAGUCUGUUGACUUGGCCGUACGGGAAAAGAACGUUGUGAUUAAAAAUCUUGAAAAUCUAAAAGACACACUCGAAAAAACUCACGCUAAGAUUAGUGUAUUGGAAUCGAGUAAACGAAAGCUCGAGGGCGAGCUCCAAGAGGCACUACAUGUUAAUUGUUCUUUGAAUAAAAAAAUUGAGGCUCUUGAAAAAGAUAGGGACAAGUAUUGUCAACAAGUUGCUCAAGUACAGCACCAGCUUGAUGAAUCGGCGAAUCUGGUGAAGGAAAAAGAGACUGAGGUGGUGAAUUAUUCAAAGGAGCUAGGGGAAAUUAAGAAAAAAUUUCGACAUCAGCAAAAUUUAUUUGAGAGCACUCGAGCCGAAAAAAAUAUGUGUAAUAAAAAUUUGACUGUUAAGAAAGAGGAAAUCGACGAGCUGAGAGACAAAUUGAAGCUCAUGGUUCACCAAAUAGAGCAGUUGAACGAGGAGCUCGCAAUUAAGGAAAGUAAUAUAGCCAAGGGAGAGUUUUGUCUGAGGAAGGCUGAAAAAGAAAAAGAAGCUGCGAGAAUUGAGUUGCAAUCGGCGCAAAAAAAUAUAUCGGAUUUACGUAAAACACUGGAGGACAAUAAAAUAAAUGAGAAACAGUUACGGGAGGCCGUUAAAACUGCUGAUGCGGAUGUCAGUCGUUUGAAAAAAGAUAUUGACAACAUUAUGAACGAACGAGAUGUUUUGGGCACGCAGCUAGUCCGUCGGAAUGACGAAUUAAAUUUACAAUCCAGCAAAAUAAAACUUUUGCACCAGACACUAAGCAAAGGCGAGGCCGAGUACUCACAAAGGCUCGAGGAUAUCAGAUUACUAAAAUUAGAAAUAAAUAAAUUGCGAGGCGAAAAAGUGUUGUUAGUUAAGAGUCUGAACAACACGAGUGAUUUGCGUCAUGAAAUUUUACACUUGAAUCGCGAUAUGACACGAGAACGGCUCAAAGUCGUGGCACUUGAAGAAGAACUACAGAACCCGUUGAAUAUUCAUCGCUGGAGAAAACUUGAAGGAUCGGAUCCAACAACGAUGGAGCUAUUGAAAAAGAUCCAAAUCCUCCAGAAACGUUUACUUAAAAUGAAUCAACUCGUGAUAUCAAAAAGCAAUAAGAUAAAGGAAAUUGAAAAAUUGUACAUGGAGCUAAGACAAAUUCUUGCGAAGCAGCCAGCCCCGCAAUCAAUAUCUAAUCUCGUUAAGGCUAGAGAGGCUCUGCGAGAAAGAGGCAAGCAGAUGAAGUGCCUAACUGCAGAGUUAAACAUGUGGGAGUGCCGAACAAACGAGUAUAAAUACGAAGUAGAGAGGCUGAAUAAAGAACUGCGAGAACUAAAGGCCAAGUACUUAGCAUUGAAGCGGAAAAGCUCGUCGAAGUCAUUGAAAAGCAGCUGCGGAACUAUCAUAAGCGAUUCGCCGCGAUCAUCAGCUUCGCCAGCUAAUCAAAAAAAAUACUACGGUGGCGGAUUUACUAUGCUUGUCGCGCCCUCACAAAAUUAUUAUAGCUUAGAAUAAUCAAUUGUCGCUAAAUAAAUUAUUUCACGCGAUGUUUAAAUUAAAUUAAUUAACAAGCCUCGUAAUAGAAUCAACGGGUACUCUGUAACAUGAUCAAUAAGCGCAUCCAUGUAUUAAUUCAAUGAAAGUAUACUUGAUAUAUAUGUCCGGUUAUACUAUGUCCAGGUAUAUAUUUAUAAUUAAUAGGAGAUAGCGAAAAUUGUUUCAUCACAUACAAAAUUGUUUGUGUCAUAUCGCUGUCAUUGUCAUUACAGAGUACUCUGUGUUGGCGUACUACUAUGUACCAACGGUUGAACAAUUAUUAUCGGGAACUUGGUUAUUAAUCGUUUAACCGCCAAUUGGUCCGUGCAUAGUCAUGCAUUAUUGUCCUCAUGUCUAUCAUAAAUACUAAAUAACGUAUUUACUCUUUUGCUCUACUAAUAAUACACUAACUGAUGAUUUUCAUUAUUGUCUUGUUAAUAAUAUGUUUGACGGAUUAGGCCAUCGUCAAUAAUUUAAUCUUCCCAAAUAUUAGUUUCAAAUUAGCAGAUAUAAAAUACAAAGAACGCGGAAAUUUAAUUUCUUCUUUUGAU
Cotesia glomerata is the source of this 3332-nucleotide messenger RNA. RefSeq names its product cilia- and flagella-associated protein 58-like. Bases 76 to 2760 code for a protein of 894 amino acids. The transcript is spliced from 11 exons. Gene Ontology annotation, cellular component: cytoskeleton. The record is from RefSeq and is a predicted model, not a curated record. NCBI's taxonomy places the organism in Eukaryota, Metazoa, Arthropoda, Insecta, Hymenoptera, Braconidae.